AUGGCGCUUCUUUCAGCCGAACAUCUGGCUGGUCCAGGCUACAUCAUCCUUAACGUCUUGCGAGGUCUGAACAUUAUUGCCCUCGCUUCAGUGGUCGCUAGCAGCGUGGUCAUGCUGGUGAAGACGUUCAUCAUCUCGAAGUUUUUCUUCUUCGACGCUACAAGCCAUGUCAUUACUGCGAUUGCUGGAAUAUUCUUCAUCGUCUCAGAAUGCUCAUUGUUCCGCAACUUCUACGCCUGCAACUGGCCGCUGCUCAGUCCAUCUCAUGGCUUUGUCACUUUGGGUUGUGCGAUGAUGGUAGUCGGACUCAACAUGCUCGGUAACAUGAACAAGGAGGCCACGAGCCAGAAGUCGCUCACUCUGCCGUUCUGGCGCCUGCUUGUUGCUUCGGGUAUCCUAGCCAUUGUCAUUGGCUUCUUCAACGUCGUCGCCAGUUUCGUCUUCCGCGAUAAGUCCCGAAGGAUCACUGCUCGCAUGGUACGCUCGAGAGGAGCCAUGACGCUUCACGAGGACAUCGAGACCCAAUCUCAGUACGAUCCCAAACACAAGGCCUUCACUAUCAGCACCCACCACACUGGAAGCACCUCCUCUCGCACCAACGUCCACGGCGGCACACCACCCAUGCGAAUGGGUACCCCGCCAGUUGAUUGUGGCUCACCUCAAGUCGCAUCUCCUAACAAAGAAGACCCCAACCACCUCUCCCAGUUCGACUUCAGCCCCCUCCGCGCUUUCCGAACAGCUCGCCAAUCCUUCCUACCCUCCUACCACAGUCAAUCACCUGCUAAGCCCAGCUUCUUCUCGCAUCGCCCAUCAAGCUCCAUCUACUCGCGUACCACAUCCGGCGAGCCGGCGAGGAAGAAGUUCUGGCAGCGACAACGCGAGGAGCAAGAGGAAGAGACUGCACGUAUGCCUGAGAUUAGCUACCCUUUGAACGUUAACCCACAAUUUGCACACCUUGUCAAGCCAAACCUUGCGCAUCAUCCUAGCGUAAGGAGGCCUGAGGCAGACUAUGACAAGAUCUAG
Messenger RNA from Alternaria arborescens, 1023 nucleotides. RefSeq lists its product as hypothetical. Gene Ontology annotation, molecular function: ATP binding. Bases 1 to 1023 code for a protein of 340 amino acids. NCBI's taxonomy places the organism in Eukaryota, Fungi, Ascomycota, Dothideomycetes, Pleosporales, Pleosporaceae. The transcript has 2 exons. Gene Ontology annotation, cellular component: membrane. The record is from RefSeq and is a predicted model, not a curated record.